This is a messenger RNA of Halichondria panicea, 704 nucleotides long. RefSeq lists its product as uncharacterized. Lineage: Eukaryota; Metazoa; Porifera; Demospongiae; Suberitida; Halichondriidae. Gene Ontology annotation, biological process: transcription by RNA polymerase I. The record is from RefSeq and is a predicted model, not a curated record. The coding region runs from base 1 to 588 and encodes 195 amino acids. The transcript is spliced from 7 exons.
AUGUGCUGGACUCAGUGCAGUAUGGCUAGUCAAGAAACCCCUAAAGCAAAGAAACGCAAGUCAUUAGCAGGCCAAGGACCACUGAAGGAAGCUGUGAGGAGCACUCUCUCUGUGGAGGAGGAGGAGGAGUGGAGUGGGAGGGAGCUGGUGCUCUUGCAGCUACCAUCCAGUGUAUGUGUGGAUAUUUAUCAACUGAAUGGCAAACAGGUUUGUCUUGAUCCCAAUAAGACGUCAACCUUGAAGAUAGAAACCGGUGACAACACCAAGGUAUCCAGGAAAAGAAAGUAUGAAAUAAUUACUCAAGGAGGAGACACACAGACGUGUGUGCUAGUGCCAUCACAAAAACCUGGGCGAUUAAAGGCUGGUCCCCCUGUGUGCAAAUGUCUAAGUCUCCAACAGCUGGUGGAAGUACCGGCUAUUGAGUUGCCACCGGCAAGAGAGGAGAGUGAACUCAAGGUGCAGACGCCCUCAGGCCUCAAACAAAGGUGGAAGCCAUUUGGACACAGAAAGCCAGCAGUGCAAGAGGUAUCAGUCAAUGUCAUGAAUCAGAAGGUGAAAAAGAAGUCCAAGAAACACAGUCAAAAGUAGUACGACCAUGGACUACCAAAUCACUCCCAUUUGCUUUGUGUGAUCUAAGAACAAUUUUCAAUUUGUCAAAAGCUUAGUCAUUUCAAUGAUGUGAUGUCAAGUUACAUUUUUAGCAA